UUUUGAGUCCUCCGCUGCCAGCAUUGCAGAAAAUUAUAGUUACUUUGAAGUUGAGUUAUCUUCAUCAGGAAGCAUCCACUUUGCGCGGCAGGUGUAUUGAUCAAAGGGAUGCCAGUGCGAGUGGCCAAAUAUCAUGGGAAGCGAGUGAGAAUCAAUGGCACCGCCUCAAGGAUUUAGAUGAAUAUUUGGAGCAAUCAAUCUCGUCGAAGAAUUAGAUUUAGAAGGUGCUUUGAUGUUGUAGUUGAGGAAAAAGCUAUAAUAUAAUUCUGCUGUUCUGGUCUUUGAUGAUCUGUCAAGAGCGGGUGUCUAGCGUGAGACUGCUUGCAGGAAUGCGCGUGUGACCCAUCCAGAGCGACAAUAUAAACUUCUGUCAAGUGAGAAAACGAGCGUCCAGUUUAUCAAGUUUAUGAAUGAAGAAACGAGAUAUUUUUCUCUUAAUUGAGUUCUGAAAGAUCCGCCGCACGAUUCCUCGAAACCAACCUCACACAAAUUAUCUGUCGUGGUUUUCAAGCCCAUGAUGCAACUGUGUCGGUAAAAA
Messenger RNA from Amoebophrya sp. A25, 538 nucleotides. The record is from the annotation of a GenBank genome assembly. Lineage: Eukaryota; Dinophyceae; Syndiniales; Amoebophryaceae.